Molecule: messenger RNA, 1721 nt
Organism: Branchiostoma belcheri (Belcher's lancelet)
Lineage: Eukaryota; Metazoa; Chordata; Leptocardii; Amphioxiformes; Branchiostomatidae
Product: Bardet-Biedl syndrome 5 protein-like
Exons: 13
Coding region: 47-1069 (340 amino acids)
Biological process (GO): cilium assembly; intracellular transport
Cellular component (GO): ciliary basal body; BBSome
Molecular function (GO): phosphatidylinositol-3-phosphate binding
Source: RefSeq, a predicted model, not a curated record
GCGCAGUGCAUGAUGGGUGAGAAAUAUUUUGUGUAGUACGCCCGCUAUGGCUGCCCUGGACGCGCUGUGGGAGGAUAGAGACGUCAGGUUUGACGUCCCUCCGGUACAGAUGAGAAUGAGACCGGGGGAGAUUUUGAUUGAUCGACUGGAUUCUAUAGAAGACACCAAAGGAAACAAUGGAGACAGAGGUCGACUGAUGGUGACCAAUUUAAGGAUGAUCUGGCACUCCCAGAGUUUACUCCGAGUCAAUCUAUCUGUUGGCUACAACACCAUCAUCACAAUAUCUACCAGAACAGCCAACUCUAAACUCCGAGGCCAGACGGAAGCUUUAUACAUCCUGACCAAAUGUAACAACACUCGCUUCGAGUUUAUCUUCACUAACCUGGUCCCAGGGAGUCCACGUCUCUUCACUUCAGUCAUAGCCGUGCACAGGGCCUAUGAGACAUCUAAGAUGUACCGUGACCUGAAGCUGCGAGGAGCUCUGAUCCAGAACAAACAGCUGAGACUCCUGCCUCAGGAACAAGUCUUCAACAAGGUCAACGGUGUCUGGAACCUCUCCAGUGACCAGGGGAACCUGGGAACAUUUUACAUCACCAACAUCAGGUUGGUGUGGCAUGCUAACAUGAACGACAGCUUUAAUGUCAGUGUGCCAUACCUGCAAAUGAGGUCGGUAAAGGUACGAGACUCCAAGUUUGGUCUGGCUCUAGUUCUGGAGACAUCUCAACAGAGUGGAGGCUAUGUCCUGGGGUUCCGUAUUGACCCAACAGAGAAGCUACAGGAAGUCGUGAAGGAGAUACAGAGUAUCCACAAAGUCUUCAGUGAGAACCCCAUCUUUGGGGUGGAGUUUGAACUAGAAGAAAAGCCCCAGCCUCUGGAGGAGGUUACCCAAGUUGUCCAGUUUGACGAUGUGGAAAUCGAGAACGAGGGACAAACAGAUGCAUUCGCUGCAUACUUUGCAGAUGGAGAUAAGCAAAAGGACCGAGAGCCGGUGUACUCUGAGGAGCUGGGACUGGCCAUCGAGAAGCUCAAGGAUGGAUUCACUCUGUCAGGGCUGUGGGAGGUCAUGUAACUCAGAAAAGAACAAAAGCACGAUCAGCAGAACGUACUGCAACUCCACGAAACCCGUAAUGUCUAUUGUGCACAGCACUUCGGUAGAACGUCUCAUAUAUGUAUUCAUGUAUGUAUGAUUAACAUCCCAUCUGUAUAGUUUCCAAUUGUUGUGUCGAAAAAGAUGUUGUCAGCAACAGGCAAAAUUGUAAAGCAACCUUGACCAAAAAUCCGACAAAAAGUGUGAAAAAACAGGGUUUUGCGCAGGUGCAGUACGUUCUGCCAACAUGAUCAUGUGACCUGGGAAGUCAUGUGACAUUAAAUGUCAUGUGACCCGAAAAAUCACAAACUUAGAUCAUGUGACCUGGAAAGUAUUGAGUAGUCUGUUUAUGAAUAGUUUCAUCACAGAAAUGUAAAAUGAUAUUGUACAUAUAAAAAUAUUUUUGUGGAGUGCAUUUGUUGAGCAUUUGGCCUUACUGAGUUGUCCUUAUUGUUGUUUAUGAAUGCUGUGUAGUUUUGAUAGCACAUUGUACCCAUCUAAAAUGUCUGUGGAUAUAAAAACAUUUGUGUGCAUUUGUAUAGUCAGGAAAAGUGUGACCAGAUUAUGUAGGAAACUAAAAAAUGUAUAUCUGAAAUUGGACUUGAACUGUGAAUAAAAUAUUCUGCACAUUGAA